AUGGUCUAUGGUCGGACUCUCACGGAAGCACGACUCUUGAAGUCUGCCAACUACGUACGCACAGAGCUGCCAACCAGGAUUGCACACCGUAUACGAGAUAUGCAGCAGCUCCCUUAUGGCGUCGCCUCGAAUCCUGAUAUCAACGAUGUCUAUAACCUGUACAAUGAUGCCUUUCACACGUUUCGCAAGGUCAAGGAGAUCCAAACCCUCGAGGACAAUGACCAGUUCUGCUCCAUCAUCCGCACGAUGCUCAAGACUCAUCUUCCCGUGAUCCCCAAGCUUGCCACGGGGAUUAUCAAAAGCAGAGACCAGGUUGACCGCCGCGUUCUCGACGGGUUCAUGUAUACCAUCCUUAGAGCGAGGAUAUCCCGUCGCGUAAUCGCUGAGCAGCAUCUUGCCCUCACCGAAACGUUCCACUCGGACUGGUUCUCACACGGUGCCACGUUGUCCGAGACCGAGUUCAUUGGAGAAGUCUUCAUCAAGUGCGUCGCCAAGGACGUCAUCGACCGCUGCGCCAGCGCCGUUCAGAAACUCGCCCGCUCCACCUACGGCCCGGACGUCUAUAUUCCCGACAUCAAUGUUAACGGCCACCUGGACGCCAGCUUUCCCUAUAUACUCAGCCACUUCGAAUACAUCAUCGGGGAACUCCUCCGCAACUCUGUCCAGGCCGUCAUCGAGCGGCAGCAGCGUCAGGCCGCUGAGGGUCCCAGCGUCCCCUCCGUCCCGCCACCGCCCAUCGAGGUCACGAUAUGCGAAGCGCCGACGCAGGUCAUUAUCCGCAUCAGCGACCAGGGCGGCGGGAUUCCGACCGACGAACUCCCUUACCUCUGGUCCUUCACCGGCGGCCCGCAAAGCCGUCGACGCCUCGAGAAUCUGCGUCGCGUCCCCACCCUCGCUGCCACCAUGCAGGAGCUGCACGUCUCCGACGAGCUCGGCCGCGCCGACCUCAAGACGCCGACAUACACUAAUUCCCUCGCCACCCUGACAAGUCGGCCUCCUGAUCUGAGGCUGGGCAUCGGCUUGCCCCUAAGCAAGGUCUACGCCGAAUAUUGGGCGGGGACUCUCGAGCUGCACAGUCUGUGGGGCUACGGCGUAGAUGCAUUCCUCCAGAUCUCCAAGCUUGGCAACAAAAACGAGCAGUUGGCGACCCGUGCCAGCGUGGAUUCUGUAUAA
Molecule: messenger RNA, 1173 nt
Organism: Sodiomyces alkalinus F11
Lineage: Eukaryota; Fungi; Ascomycota; Sordariomycetes; Glomerellales; Plectosphaerellaceae
Product: alpha-ketoacid dehydrogenase kinase
Exons: 3
Coding region: 1-1173 (390 amino acids)
Biological process (GO): protein phosphorylation; regulation of glucose metabolic process
Cellular component (GO): mitochondrion
Molecular function (GO): pyruvate dehydrogenase (acetyl-transferring) kinase activity
Source: RefSeq, a predicted model, not a curated record